GAAAUUACUGAAAAAUAUUUGUAUUAUAAAAUGUACAUUAAUUACAAUUAAUAAUAUUAGCAAUAAAUACACAAUAUUUGCAUUUAGCCCAAACAAGUACAAAGAUUUUUAAGAAUUAUUGGUCUAAAAUACGUUACUAGGAAAUAUGGCACAUUAUAAGGGAGCUGCCAGUGAAGCUGGUAGAGCAAUGCAACUAAUGAAAAAGAGAGAAAUUGCUCAGCAAGAAAUAGAAUUAAGAAAAAAGAAAAUAGAAGAUGACCUAAAAAUUCAUAACAUAGAGAACAAAUUUGCAACACACUACAAUGCUGUUGAACAGCAGUUAAAAACAUCUACUAUUGGUUUAGUUACCUUAAAUGAAAUGAAAGCAAAACAAGAAAAUAUAGUAAAAGAACGGGAAAGAAAAUUAGCACAAAAGGAACGUGAAAAAGAACAGGAAAAAGAAAGGGCACUUGCUGCAAAACAAGCUGAAAAAAAUAAGCAAAAAAAACAAAUACAAGCUCUAUCUUUUAAUUUAGAUGAAGAUGAUAUAGAACUUUCUGAAGAGGAAACAGAAUUAAAAUCAGAUACAUUGAAAGAUGAAGAUAUUGGACCAGUAGUGAAAAAAAUUAAAAAGAAUCCAGAUGUGGAUACAAGCUUCCUACCUGACAGAGAAAGAGAAGAAGAAGAAAACAGAUUAAGAGAAGAAUUAAGACAAGAGUGGGCUAGAAAACAAAAUGCACUAAAAGAAGAAGAGAUUGAAAUUACUUUUAGCUAUUGGGAUGGUUCUGGGCACAGAAGAAGUGUUAUUAUGAAAAAAGGUAAUUCUAUUUAUCAACUUCUUCAGAGAUGUCUAGAAGUUUUAAGACGUGAAUUCAGUGAACUUAAAACAGUUAUGGCUGACCAGUUAAUGUAUGUUAAAGAAGAUCUUAUUUUGCCACAUCAUUAUACAUUUUAUGAUUUUAUUGUAACAAAGGUAAAUUUAUUAUAAACAGACUACAUCCAUGUGAAACAUUGUAAAAAUAAAAAAUUGGUUAAUUUUUGAUCAGGCAAAUUAAUUAUACUUAAUUUCAGGUCUUGGUAUGAAAGAAAUAAACAUAUAUUUCCCGCUAGUAGAUGGGAACCUUUUGAUCCAACAAAAAGUUAUGACAAAUAUACAGUAUCAGAUAAAAAUAGGAAGAAAGAUAAAAUUUAA
Eufriesea mexicana is the source of this 1171-nucleotide messenger RNA. RefSeq names its product protein FAM50 homolog. Gene Ontology annotation, biological process: chromatin organization. Lineage: Eukaryota; Metazoa; Arthropoda; Insecta; Hymenoptera; Apidae. The record is from RefSeq and is a predicted model, not a curated record. Gene Ontology annotation, cellular component: nucleus.